This is a messenger RNA of Monomorium pharaonis (pharaoh ant), 2599 nucleotides long. RefSeq names its product elongation of very long chain fatty acids protein 6 (gene Baldspot). Bases 229 to 1107 code for a protein of 292 amino acids. The transcript is spliced from 3 exons. Lineage: Eukaryota; Metazoa; Arthropoda; Insecta; Hymenoptera; Formicidae. Gene Ontology annotation, biological process: sphingolipid biosynthetic process; very long-chain fatty acid biosynthetic process; fatty acid elongation, saturated fatty acid. Gene Ontology annotation, molecular function: fatty acid elongase activity. The record is from RefSeq and is a predicted model, not a curated record. Gene Ontology annotation, cellular component: endoplasmic reticulum membrane.
GUUCAGCUUAUGCUUGGGAAGCAAUCACCAUGUGCACUUCAAGUCUGAUCUUAAAAAUUUUUUUUAUUUAAAUUAUCCAGCCAAUUGUGAAGUAAUUGUACUUGAAGACAAUUUUGAAUAUAACUAUUCUGGAAUAUAACAGAAUUACUCUACGCAUACAGAUCAUUAAUUAUUAAGGAUCAAUAUAAACGUACCUUGCUCAGCGAGACAUCGACUUGAACCGAAAAGAUGAACAAGGUGGACUACAAGGAGGUGACUCUCCCGAAUUAUUCCUACAUAUUUAAUUUCGAGGAGACGUUCAGUCACCACGAGACCAAGCAAUGGAUGAUGGAGAAUUGGACGAACGGUUUCUAUUACUGCGGAUUUUACAUGAUCCUAAUAUUCGGAUUGCAACACUAUAUGGCCAGCAGGCCCAGAUUCGAACUCAGGGGAAUAUUGUGUCUUUGGAAUACGUUAUUGGCUAGCUUUUCUAUCAUUGGCUUCACCAGAACGGCGCCUGAGUUAAUACACGUUCUCAGGCAUCACGGACUGCUCCACAGCAUUUGUAUACCAAGUUUUAUCGAGCAGGAUUGUGUAUCAGGCUUUUGGACGUGGAUGUUCGUGUUGUCCAAGCUACCUGAGCUCGGCGACACAAUCUUCAUUGUGCUACGCAAACAGCCGCUAAUCUUCCUGCAUUGGUAUCACCAUAUCACUGUUUUACUGUACUCUUGGUUCUCGUACUCGGAGUACACUGCGUCCGCGCGAUGGUAUGUCGUGAUGAACUACUGCGUUCACUCGAUCAUGUACAGCUAUUACGCCCUUAAGGCGAUGCGGUACAGCCCACCUAAAGCGAUCUCCAUGGUGAUCACGACGCUACAACUUGCCCAGAUGGUGGUUGGUUGCAUUAUCAACAUAUAUGCCUAUCAGUACCUGGAGAGCGGCAAUGUGGACUGCAACAUCACCCGCAUGAACAUCCGUUUCAGCUUCGCGAUGUAUUUAAGCUAUUUCGUUCUAUUUGCGCGAUUCUUCCAUAAGGCGUACUUGACUAGAAAGAAGACCGAUAAGAAACAUUUUGCCACUAGCGCGCCUGAUCACAUUGGCUAUAAUGAAAAGCUCAAAGUCAACUAAGACGGUUAUUUGGCACACUAGGACGCCUGGGCGCCCUUUUCUCUAUCUUACCGCCCUUCUCUUUUUUUUCUAACUCUCAUCUCUAUUUUCCUCUCUAUUCUUUUUUCUCUAUUCUUUCUUUCUCACGCCGCUGGUCGACGUAGCCAUACAUCCAGGAUCUAUUUAUAUUAGAAAAUAUUAGGGUUCAACGGCUUCUAGGAUUCACGUGUUCAGUGGAUACUAUUGCUCUAAACUUAAGGAUUUACGGACUGUGAUGUGUUUGUUCAACUAUAAUGCCAGAUAGUUUUUAUUUUUUUUUUUUAUUAAACAAUUAUUUUAUAUGAAAUAAUUAUGCAUUAAGAUAUUAAUUGAAUUUAUGUGGGUCAAAUAUAUUUUUUUAAUUAUGAUUAUUUAAUAACACUGAAAUAUGUAUAUUUUUUAAACCCAAUUUUCAUUGUUUAGACAAGCAUUUUACAUUAAAUUGAUUAAUAGUAAAUAAAUACGCGAUUGUUAUUUAUUUACACUUUUUUUAAAAUGAGAGAUGUUUCAGGCCUUCGAAAACUAAGUAUAGACUCACCACUGCAUUAGAGUCUGCAUUCUAAGAUAUAGAAUUGUUAUGUUCAUUAAGUUGAAAUGUAUAAAGUUAUAUAUAUUUAUAUAUAGAGCCUAAAGUGCACGGGAAAGCUCUAAGUCUUCAGAAUUUGUAAAUACAUCUGAAAAGAAUUUUAGAUUAAUAGAGUACACAUAGGAUUUUAUAUAUCCUAGAAACCAUCGAAUCUUAGGUCCACAAAUCCUAGAAAUCAUAUUUCUUAAAAUCUUUUUAGAUUCUAGGAGCCGUACGUCCUAAAAAUUAUAGAUCUUGGGUGCGACAUUUCUCAGGAUCCUUAAUAUCCUAGGACUCGUAAGGCAGAAUUUAUAGAGCACAGAAUCUGUCAGUCCUUGAGCCCAUUAGAUUCUAAGGCACAUAUUUAAGAUGCGUAUCUCGGGAUUUCUACAGGAUUCUAAGAUCUACUUUAUAGGAUUCGUGAAACAAUUAAUUGAUAAAUUCUCGAGUCUAUAACACAUAGGAUUCAUAUUAAAUUAAGAUCUUUAGAUCCUACGGUCUUGGUCGAUCCUAGGAUAGACCUUUUCAGGGUCCUCAGGUCGUAGGAUACAUGAAUUCUAAUUGAGGAUCCAUAGCCAAUUAGUGUCCGCCCGUGCGCGGAGGUAUCUUACGAAGGGAAUUCGCUCAGAGAGGAAGGGAACAUAGCGAUUCUCCUCUUAAUUUUUUUAUAUGUAAUUAAUAAAGAGCUACUUUUGCAUGUAUGUAUCGUGUAAACGGGUGCGAGCGUGCGCGUUUCACAAGUCCGACCGGCUGUUGCACAAUUGUUAUUAUGAUUUUUUGUUACUAUCUAUAUCUCUUUUGCAAUUGAAAAAUAUAUAUAUUGGGUAUUAUUUAAUAAUAAUUUAUAAGACCAAAUACAAAUAUGUGUACAUAAUAAUUUCUUAUAAAUCCUACAUGGUACCACACAAA